AUGGCUGAUGAUGUUCGUUUAAAUGUUUGGGAUAUUGGCGGUCAACGAAAGAUUAGGCCCUAUUGGAAAAAUUAUUUUGAUAAUACUGAUGUAUUAAUUUAUGUAAUUGAUAGUAGUGACAGAAAAAGAUUUGAUGAAACAGCUAUGGAAUUGUCUGAAUUGUUGGAGGAAGAAAAAUUAAAAAAUGUUCCUAUGCUUGUUUUUGCAAACAAACAAGACUUGUUAACUUCAGCAAAGGCUAGUGAAAUUGCUGGAGGUUUACAGCUAGUUAAAAUAAGAGACAGAUCUUGGCAAAUCCAAGCAUGUUCAGCACUUUCUGGUGAAGGAAUUAAAGAUGGAAUGGAAUGGAUAUCAAAAAAUAUAAAGAAUGACGGGAUUAUUAAACAAGGGGGACAAACAUCUGAAUAA
This is a messenger RNA of Meloidogyne enterolobii, 408 nucleotides long. Lineage: Eukaryota; Metazoa; Nematoda; Chromadorea; Rhabditida; Meloidogynidae. The record is from the annotation of a GenBank genome assembly.